UUACAAAAGUUUUUCUGCAAAAAUAUCGAACGGUUUCUUAUCCAAAGCUGGGACUCGGUAUCGUAGCUUUCACGAUGUCGUCUCCGCUUCAAUGCCCGUCCAAGCUUCUCUUCCCUCUCCCCCAUCCUUACUGCAACUCCGUUCUCCCCUAUUCCACUCCACGACUUCUGUAUCCCCGUCGCCAAACGGUCCGAAUCCUCUGCGCCAAGAGAAGAGGCAAGCAGAGAUACCCUUCAGAAAAGAAGAAACUGAAAUUGAAGCAAAAGGAAGUUCUAUCCCCCGUCUCGGACAAGUUCGAGGGGAUUUGGAGGCUGUCCAAGCUUGCCGUUUCGGUCCAAAACGACCCCGGAAAAGACUUUCUCCAAGUCCAUAAUGGCUUGCUUCAAGAAAUCGCUAAAGUCCUCGAGUUCCCAGUUGCUUCCAUGUUGCCAGCGGAAGCUUUCUCAGUGGUUCGGAAAUCUUUUGACGCAAGAAAGAUACUGAAGGAGGCUAAGUUUGUAUAUACUGUGGAUAUGGAUGUCAGAAAGCUGCUGAGUUUAGAACCUCGUACGUGGGACUUCAUUUCUCGGUUGGAGCCAAAAGUUGGGCUUAUAGAACAUAUGCCUCACGAAAGAAGCAGUCAUGAUUUGACCAGUAUAGUACGUGAUUUUAAAGAUAGCAAUGAUGACACAUUGGCAAGAGAGCACAGACAUAACAUUGACUCUAGUGUAUCACUCAAGUGUUCCCCAGCUAGAAAACCAAAAAUUGCAGUUGUGGGUAGUGGCCCAUCUGGCUUGUUUGCUUCCCUGGUACUUGCAGAAUUUGGUGCAGAUGUUACUUUGAUAGAACGAGGUCAAGCAGUUGAGAGGAGGGGGCGUGACAUUGGCGCUUUAGUUGUUCGCCGUAUUUUAGAAUCAGAAAGCAAUUUUUGCUUUGGGGAGGGUGGUGCAGGUACCUGGAGUGAUGGAAAGCUGGUAACUAGAAUUGGAAGAAACAGUGGCACUGUUUUGGCGAUCAUGAACACCUUGGUUCACUUUGGUGCUCCAAAAAAUAUAUUGAUUGAUGGAAAGCCUCAUUUGGGAACAGAUAGGCUGGUUCCUUUACUCCGUAACUUUCGGCAACAUCUUCAAUCAUUGGGUGUGACUAUCAAGUUCGGAACGAGGGUAGAUGAUCUGCUGAUACAGAAUGGACGUGUUAUGGGUGUCCAAGUCUCUAAUUCAACAAAUAAAUUGCAGUUAGACUGUAAGAAGUUGGGAUUUGAUGCAGUUAUUCUGGCUGUUGGACAUUCUGCACGUGAUAUAUAUCAAAUGCUUCUUUCUCAUAAUUUGGAUUUGGUCCCAAAAGAUUUUGCUGUUGGUUUUCGAGUAGAGCAUCCUCAGGAACUAAUCAACAGCAUACAGUACUCUGGAUUGGCCAAUGAAGUUUGCAGAGGACGUGGGAAAGUACCAGUGGCAGAUUAUAAGGUCAUACAGUAUGUUAGCAAUGAGGAUGAACACUCGCCAUUCAAGUUGGAGUCUACAAGUCGUAGUUGUUAUUCUUUCUGCAUGUGCCCUGGUGGCCAGGUUGUUCUCACUAGUACAAGCCCAUCAGAGAUCUGUAUCAAUGGGAUGUCAUUUUCUCGGCGUUCAUCUAGGUGGGCAAAUGCUGCUCUUGUUGUGACUGUCUCAACAAAGGAUUUUGAUGCAUUAAAUUUCCAUGGACCUCUUGCUGGGGUCAAAUUUCAGAGGGAAUUUGAGCAAAGAGCAUCAUUAAUGGGAGGGGGAAAUUUUGUGGUGCCUGUGCAGACAGUUCCUGAUUUCAUGGAAAAUAAAGCAUCAGUAACAUCUAUGCCACCAUCAAGCUACCGGUUAGGAGUGAAGGCAGCAAGUCUCCAUGAAUUAUUCCCCAUGUAUAUGACAGAUGCUAUACGAUAUUCUAUCUCAAUGUUUGAUAAAGAGCUACCUGGAUUUAUCUCCAAGGAGGCUCUUCUUCAUGGAGUAGAGACUAGAACUAGCUCUCCAUUCAGAUUCACGCCACGUGACACAUAUGAGAGCAUGUCUUUAAGAGGGCUGUACCCAGUUGGUGAAGGAGCAGGUUAUGCUGGUGGGAUUGUAAGUGCAGCAGUUGAUGGGAUGUAUGCUGGUUUCGCUGUGGCAAAAAAUUUAGAUUUGUUUCAUGGUGACAUAGAGUCAGUUUUAGGGAAGGCUCAGGGUGCUGGAUUUGUGAAGUACUAAAGGGGAUUUGUUCCACUUGAUUGUAUAAAGCAAUUCACGUCACGUGAGUCAUGCUCCAGUAUCUUUUUAGGGCUUCACAAAAUUGAGGAUGACGAGGAGGGGAAAUCGAAUCUGAGUCCAGUUUUAUUUCAGAAACUCUAGAUGGAAGGAUAAGAUUCUCCAUGUAAAUCCAUCCUAUAAUAGAGCACUCCAAACUGUGUUAUCGUUCAGUAAGAGGGAAUAUCGAAGGGUGCCUUUCAGUUUCAGUCAGUCAGUCAGAGGUUGCUGUGCAUUUUUGCUUGUUGAUCAUGAACCUGU
Messenger RNA from Theobroma umbraticum, 2489 nucleotides. RefSeq names its product FAD/NAD(P)-binding oxidoreductase family protein (gene PDE327). The record is from RefSeq and is a predicted model, not a curated record. NCBI's taxonomy places the organism in Eukaryota, Viridiplantae, Streptophyta, Magnoliopsida, Malvales, Malvaceae.